Molecule: messenger RNA, 1083 nt
Organism: Capsicum annuum
Lineage: Eukaryota; Viridiplantae; Streptophyta; Magnoliopsida; Solanales; Solanaceae
Product: RING-H2 finger protein ATL78-like
Exons: 1
Coding region: 60-713 (217 amino acids)
Biological process (GO): protein ubiquitination
Molecular function (GO): transferase activity
Source: RefSeq, a predicted model, not a curated record
CAACAUUCAACACGAACAAACAAACAAUACACAUAAACAAAGUCUCAACCAAAAGCUCUAUGGCAACUAUAACUUCCACACAAUUCAUUCAAGAAUUCAUGGAAAACUUCCACUACUCAAGAAGAUUACUCCCGGAGGCUACCAUGGCGUCGCCUACGACAACAGUCGGAAUUAGCCUCGAUCCAAUUGACGAUCUACCAUUAGGAAAUAACGCCAAUAGAUUUGAUGCAAAUGUUAUUAUGGUGUUGGCAGUACUUGUAAGUGCCAUAAUUUGUUCACUUGUGCUGAACUCCAUCAUAAAAUGUGUCUUUAGGUGCUCUACCCUAAAUUUGGCAGACUCAUCCUCAAACCAAACAAAUAAUAGAGGGAUCAAGAAAAAAGCCCUCAAGACAUUUCCAGUUAUAACAUAUUCUACUGAAUUGAAGCAUCCAGGACUCGACUCUGGCUGUGUCAUUUGCUUAUCCGAAUUUGGAAUUGGAGAGGAAGUUAAGGUUCUACCUAAGUGUAACCAUGGAUUCCACGUCGAAUGUAUCGAUAGAUGGCUUAAUUCACAGUCUUCUUGCCCAACUUGCAGGCACUGCCUCAUCGAUACUUGUAAAAAAAUUGCCAACGGCGAUAAUUCUGUUACUACAAAUUCAAUUUCAUCAGCAGCAGUUCAAGAAAUUGUAGUAAGGAUUGAACCUCUCAAACGAGAUGGUGUUAUAUCUACUUAGCAUUCAAGUAGAAAGGAAAAUAGGAUUCGUUGUUAAUUGUAUGUAUAUUGCAGAAAAAAUAGUUAGCUAGCAUGAGGCCAACGCCAAUGUAGCUUUCCAGUGACUCAUUAGUCUUGCAAGUGUUUAUAAAAAAUUAAAAUAUAGUAUUUCAAUUUGUUAUGAAGUACCUAUGUUUCUACCGUUAGAGAGAUUAAUUAAGAUCAACUUUUGAAAAUCAAUGCUUAACCGAGACACAGAUUAGAUGUCCAACAACAUUAUCUCCCUGGCUAUUGAAAUUUGUAUGGGGAUUGAUGGGCAACUCAUAUUUUGAGCUGCCUUUCUUUCCCAAUUGAGGUGGAUGGUCCAAACCUUGUCAGUGGCAUAUAUAACA